CAAGAUAGAGGAGGAGCAUUUGUAAAUAGAGAUAGCCUGCAAUGUCUCUUAUGUAUGAAAACGUCGUCAAGGUAAUUUCAAAAUUACCCAGUGAACGACACGACGAGGAUAUAGAGAUACUGUUGCCAUGGUUUCGGAAAAAGUCUGAUUUGUUUCGGAAUGUGAAAUCAGAUAUCAUCAAGGAUAUACUGAGAGAAUGCAGAUUUAUAAACCGUGAAGAAAAUGAUGUAGUUAUAAAACAAGGUGAACGCGGAGAUUGUUUCUACAUAAUCCUUCGUGGUUCGGUUAGCGUUUACAUCAACACACAGCUAGCUGAGCAAGACGAUGACACCGAUGCGUCCAUCCACGGUGACCAGGGUCUCCAGAUCCCCGGGGAUAAUGUUCAGAUUCCCGGGCAUAACGGAAUGCAUCAACCCGGGUAUCACGGAUCGGACACUUCCCGGGAAUCCACAAUUCGAGUUGAGCUCCAUCACCAGAAUUCAAUUGAUGAUAUUCCAGAGAUGAUACGGAACAUGAAAGCGACGGAGAAAGCAAAUUACGGACAUUUCGUAAACAAUUUAGGGGCUGGAAAGAGUUUUGGCGAGCUUGCUCUUAUAUCAAAGGACUGCAUACGAAAUGCCUCGAUUAUUGCAACAGGAGAGACUGUAGACCUUCUCGUUGUACAUCGGACUUUAUAUAACAGG
This is a messenger RNA of Owenia fusiformis, 683 nucleotides long. The record is from the annotation of a GenBank genome assembly. Lineage: Eukaryota; Metazoa; Annelida; Polychaeta; Sabellida; Oweniidae.